CUCCUCGCAUUCAGCGUUCAUCCAUCAGCUCUGCUGCUGCUGCCGCCUCUGAGCUACAUCCAAAGAGACCUUGGAUAUCGCAAUUUUAUCCAAGCAAUGGAUGUGUUUAUUUCGUGUGGAUGAUGUUUUACGCAGCGCAUCCUGGAGGAGGCCAGACCAUCUGAUCCAGCCCAUGCCCAUGUAACUGAAGUAAACCAGGAAUCAUUUGGAUUUAAAUAUUCGAGAUAAAGAUGGGGAACCAGCUAACCGAUAUCGCUCCUGGAACUCCGUCUUUUUUGCCCAAUUUCCAAUCGCUCCAUAUAGUUGUCAUAGGACUGGACUCUGCAGGCAAGACUUCACUGCUGUAUAGACUGAAGCUAAAGGAGUUUGUGAAGACAAUUCCAACUAAAGGUUUCAACACGGAAAAAAUCAAAGUAGCCAUGGGGGCAUCGCGAGCUAUCAACUUCCAGGUCUGGGAUGUUGGCGGUCAAGAUAAACUCCGUCCACUGUGGAAAUCCUAUACAAGGCGUACAGACGGGAUUGUUUUUGUGGUGGACUCUACUGAAAUGGAGCGAAUGGAGGAAGCCAGAGUAGAGCUGCACAAAAUCACCCGCACGUCCGAAAACCAGGGAGUCCCGGUGCUAAUCCUGGCUAAUAAACAAGACCAGGAAUCUGCGCUGUCCGUGACCGAAGUGGAAAAGAUGCUGGCCAUUCAUGAACUCACCAUGUACACUCUGCACCACAUACAAGGCUGCAGUGCUGUAGACGGGCAAGGACUCCAGCCUGGACUUGAAAAACUGUACGAAAUGAUUAUAAAAAAGAAGAAAAUGGUGAAACAUAACAAAACUAGGAAGAGGUAAACUAGUAAACAUGGUAUUUGCACGGAUUGGACUCUACUGGGACAUAAUCCACAGCUUCCAAUCGCAAUGGUCUGUUGAAUGAGAGAACAAUUUGUGCCAACUAAACCACACUCAACCUUCGGGGCAGAGAUAAUGGAUUUGGCCAAAGGAGCUGAUGCAGUAUUGAACAUUCACAGUAGUUGGCAGUGGUCUUAAAGUGAUAGCUGAAGGAACUUGUUCAAAGCAAUUAGUCGUCACUAAGUGCUCAAGGAUUUUUCACUAGAAGACAUUUUACAAGUAGAUGUUAAAGAAUAUUUAUGAUAUGCUAAAAUGUCUUUAUAUUCACAUCUUAUUUUCUAUGUAUGGUUGACAAUUCACAGUUUAUAAUAAUAAUAAUCAAGUUAACCAAGCUUGGGACUGGCACAAAUAUAUAGUGUGUGUGGCUGGAAUAGUAAUAUUACUUUAUAUGAGGCUCUCCACAACAAACCAUCUUCCUCCUAAUGUUUCUAUUUUUACACCUGAUGCCC
Molecule: messenger RNA, 1345 nt
Organism: Boleophthalmus pectinirostris (great blue-spotted mudskipper)
Lineage: Eukaryota; Metazoa; Chordata; Actinopteri; Gobiiformes; Gobiidae
Gene: arl4d
Product: ADP-ribosylation factor-like 4D
Exons: 2
Coding region: 231-839 (202 amino acids)
Biological process (GO): vesicle-mediated transport; intracellular protein transport
Cellular component (GO): cytoplasm
Molecular function (GO): GTPase activity; GTP binding
Source: RefSeq, a predicted model, not a curated record